Gracilinanus agilis (Agile Gracile Mouse Opossum) is the source of this 3434-nucleotide messenger RNA. RefSeq names its product GTP dependent ribosome recycling factor mitochondrial 2 (gene GFM2). Gene Ontology annotation, biological process: ribosome disassembly; mitochondrial translation. The transcript is spliced from 20 exons. Gene Ontology annotation, cellular component: mitochondrion. The record is from RefSeq and is a predicted model, not a curated record. Lineage: Eukaryota; Metazoa; Chordata; Mammalia; Didelphimorphia; Didelphidae. Bases 4 to 2352 code for a protein of 782 amino acids. Gene Ontology annotation, molecular function: translation elongation factor activity; GTP binding; GTPase activity.
ACCAUGAUGUUGACAAAAUUAAGGAAAUUUAUAGUGAAUCAUCAGAAAAUUUCCAGUUUGCAUGUUGAUCAUAUGUGUUCUUGUAGAUCAAGAGUGUUUUUAAAUGGACUAAUAACACGCGUUUUUCUUGGAAGAAAUUAUAAUUCCUUACCAGGUAUAGUAGAAAAUGAUGUCAAAUCUCUACGCUCCAUCAUCAACCCUCCUAUAUCUAAAAUUCGUAACAUUGGAAUUAUGGCUCACAUUGAUGCAGGCAAAACCACAACUACAGAAAGAAUAUUGUAUUAUUCUGGAUACAUUAGAUCUUUGGGAGAUGUUGAUGAUGGAGACACAGUGACAGAUUUCAUGGCCCAAGAGCGAGAAAGAGGUAUUACCAUUCAAUCAGCUGCUGUCACAUUUGAUUGGAAGGGGUACAGAGUUAAUCUCAUUGAUACACCAGGUCAUGUGGAUUUCACUUUAGAAGUUGAACGCUGUCUAAGAGUAUUGGAUGGUGCAGUAGCUGUAUUUGAUGCUUCAGCAGGGGUGGAGGCACAGACUCUAACAGUAUGGAGACAAGCUGAUAAACACUGUGUGCCCCGAAUCUGUUUUUUAAAUAAGAUGGACAAAACUGGAGCAAGUUUUAACUAUGCUAUUGAAAGCAUCAGAGAGAAGCUGAAGACAAAACCUUUGCUUUUACAGUUGCCAAUUGGUGAAGCAAAAGCUUUCAAAGGACUAGUUGAUGUAGUGACUAAGGAAAAAGUUAUUUGGAACCCUAUAUCUAAUUCUGAUGAUGGAAAACACUUUGUGAGAGAGCCUCUCACAGAAAUAAAUGAUCCUGAAUUGCUGAAGGAGGCCACGGAAGCAAGAAAUGCCCUAAUUGAACAAAUUGCAGAUUUGGAUGAUGAGUUUGCUGACCUAGUUUUAGGAGAAUUUAUUGAAAAUUUUGAUUUAUUACCAUCUGAAAAGUUAUACCCUGCAAUACGUAGAGUAACUGUGGCUCAGAAAGCUGUCCCUGUGCUCUGUGGAAGUGCCCUAAAGAAUAAAGGGGUUCAACCCUUAUUAGAUGCCAUUACUAUGUAUCUGCCUUCUCCUGAUGAACGCAGUGAUGAAUUUCUACAGUGGUAUAAGGAUGAUUUAUGUGCCCUGGCAUUUAAAGUUCUCCAUGACAAACAGCGUGGGCCUUUAGUUUUCACGCGAGUUUAUUCUGGUACAAUGAAACCUCAGUCAGCCGUCCAUAACAUUAAUGGAAACUGCACGGAGAGAAUAAGUCGCUUACUCUUGCCUUUUGCUGACCAGCAUAUAGAAAUUCCUUCUCUGACAGCAGGCAAUAUUGCACUAACUGUUGGACUUAAACAAACUUCCACUGGAGAUACCAUUGUUUCAUCCAAGGCCUCAGCAUUGGCAGCAGCCCGUCGUGCUGGAAAAAAUGAAGGAAAGAUGCACAGAAAAAACACAGAAACAGGGAGCCUUUUAUUGGCAGGGGUAGAGAUACCAGAACCCGUCUUCUUUUGUACUAUAGAACCCCCUUCAGUAGCCAAACAGCCAGAACUGGAUCGAGCUUUGAACUGCCUUCAGCGUGAAGAUCCUAGUUUAAAAGUGCGGUUAGAUCCUGACUCUGGACAAACUAUUCUCUGUGGUAUGGGGGAGCUGCAUAUUGAGAUCAUUAAUGACCGCAUCAAGAGGGAAUAUGGAGUUGAGACUUUUCUUGGUCCUCUACAAAUAGCAUAUAGAGAAACCAUCCUAAACUCAGGCCGUGCCACAGAUACGUUGGAUAGAAUGCUAGGAGAGAAAAGACAUUUAGUGACUGUGGAAAUGGAAGUAAGACCAUUUGUAAAAGAAAAAUCCCAAGGAACCCCUAUUAUUGAGUAUGCUGAAAAUAUCAAGGAAGAACUUCUGCAAGAAUUUCAAGAGGCUAUUGAAAAUGGAAUUCGUAGUGCAUACCUGCAAGGACCUUUGCUUGGAUUCCCAGUUCAAGAUGUUGCAGUUACUCUCUGUUCAUUGACACUUCACCCUGGCACCUCUACAACAAUGGUUUCUGCCUGUGUCUCACGUUGUGUGCAAAAGGCUUUAAAGAAAGCUGACAAACAGGUUUUAGAACCUCUAAUGAACCUAGAAGUUACAGUGACUGGAGACUACCUUAGUUCCGUCUUGGCUGAUCUUGCCCAGAGAAGAGGCAGCAUUCAGGAAAUCCAGAGUCGGCAAGAUAACAGAGUUGUUGUUGGAUCAGUGCCCUUAGCAGAAAUGAUGGGUUAUUCAACUGUGCUCCGGACUUUAUCAUCUGGCACGGCAACUUUUGCUUUGGAAUUGUCUAAUUAUCAGGCUAUGAACCUUCAGGACCAAAAUGCUUUACUUAAUCGAAGGAGUGGAUUGGCUUGAUCACUUCACACUCUUGGAAAAUGAAAAGAAUUCCUCAGUCCUGCUUUCUUUGUUUUCAUUGGGAGUGACUGAGUUACAUUCUCUCAGUUAAGUCUCUUCAUUGUAUGAAGAUCCACAUGAAUGACUUUCCUUUGGAAGGGAGUUACUAAUCCUCAUUUAUGACAUAAAACGUGAGCUCUCAUGUUAUACUUAGAACCUAACCUGUGUUUGUUGGCUACUGGGACCUUGCUAAUUUCUGAUGAUCAACUUAUUUGUUUUAAAAUAGCCCUAGCUAAGAGAGGUAUUCCUCAAAAGAUAAGUGCUAAGAGCCUGUGAACGGUUUUCAAAGCCAGAAUUACCACUGUCAGUGACUAUAUGAAAGCAAGUUUCAGAUCACAAAGAAAAAGGCACUUAAUAUAAGGCUGAUGGUUCACGUCACACCCUAAAAAUGGGCAGAUGUCCAAAAACUAAGAUGCCUUCACUAUGAAGAGGCUUUGGGAUCCCAAAUGGCAUGCUAAUACACUGUUGGCAAAGCUGUGAACUGUUCCAGCCCUUUUGGAAAACAAUAGGAAAUUGUAUAAGAAAAGUGACUCAAGUGCUUGUAACCUUUGACCUUGGUAUAGCGCGGGAAGGCCACGUGUUUCAGUAUAUACCAAAAUAUUUCAGAUGGAAGAUUUAUUGUAGCAAAGAACUAACAGGCACCUGGCAAUCAUGAAAUGGCUGAACUGUAGGAUGGCAAUGGGAUGGAGUUAGGUGCAGCAGGAAAUGACAGGCAUGAAGAAUUUGGAGACAUGUGGGAAGAUUUGAAUGAACUGAUGUAGGGAAGGAAAUAAACAGCCCUGGAAGAACCCCACGCACCAUGACUGAGUAAGAAGCUCACCAAGCGGACAACAUCAGAUAGUCAUCAGAAAACAGAUACUGAAACCUCCUCCCCACUAAGGCAAGGAGGCUGAAAAGAUGGUCACAUUCAGAUUCAUUCACUAUGUGUACGUAGCAGCUGUUCUUGCUUAGCUGUUUUUGUGUCAAGGGAGGGUUCAGUUCCAGGGUAUCCAGGUAGGCCAGUGAUAAAGAAAUCCUAAAUAAAAUUUAUUUUGAAAAAUAAA